AUGCAAGCACAUUUUGCACCACCUCUUCAACUAAAAGGAUUUAAAGAAGCAGCUGAAAUGUCAUCAAAUAAUAUUAAUUUAACAUCAGUGGAUGAACAUUUAAAAAUUCGUGAAGUUAUUGAUAUUAUUACUGAAUUUGCUGAAGAUGAAAUAAUUAUGCGACAAGAAUUAGAAAAAACUAUGGCAUUAUUAGUUUUUGAUAAACCAUGA
This is a messenger RNA of Adineta steineri, 210 nucleotides long. Lineage: Eukaryota; Metazoa; Rotifera; Eurotatoria; Adinetida; Adinetidae. The record is from the annotation of a GenBank genome assembly.